Messenger RNA from Ramularia collo-cygni, 1317 nucleotides. RefSeq names its product related to ribose-phosphate pyrophosphokinase II. The record is from RefSeq and is a predicted model, not a curated record. Gene Ontology annotation, molecular function: ribose phosphate diphosphokinase activity; magnesium ion binding. Bases 1 to 1317 code for a protein of 438 amino acids. The transcript has 4 exons. Gene Ontology annotation, biological process: 5-phosphoribose 1-diphosphate biosynthetic process; purine nucleotide biosynthetic process. NCBI's taxonomy places the organism in Eukaryota, Fungi, Ascomycota, Dothideomycetes, Mycosphaerellales, Mycosphaerellaceae. Gene Ontology annotation, cellular component: cytoplasm; ribose phosphate diphosphokinase complex.
AUGGUGCGCAACAUGCUCAUCUUCUCGGGCAACUCCCACCCGCAGCUCACCGACGACAUCUGCACCGUCCUUGGAAUCCCGCCCGCGAAAAUCCACUUGAGCAAGUUCAGCGUCGGCGAGACGCAGGUGGAAGUGGGCGAGAGUGUUCGCGGCAAGGAUGUCUACAUUGUGCAGUCGGCGUGCUCCAAGCCGAAUGGUGCCUCUUUAAACGACGGCCUCAUGGAGCUGCUCAUCACUAUCAGCGCAUGCAAGACGGCAAGUGCAAAACGGGUGACGGCUGUUCUACCACUCUUUCCAUACUCGCGCCAAAGCGAUCUGCCCUAUAACAAGGUCGGCGCCCCACUCGCCCGGAUGCCGGCCAAGACGGAGGAGAACAGCAGGUAUACGUACGAGUCGCGGCCGGGAACGCCAGGCCCGAGUUCGAUGGGUGCGCGCGACGAGAAGCUGGAAAAGAAGCUGCAGGGRAUGAGACCAAUGAGCGAGUUGCGCCUACCAGGAGCGAGGAAGGACACAUUGGAAAGUGUACAAUCGGAGGAGCCGGCGCACAACGGACAUGCAAGAGACACAAAACCGCCCGAGUUCAAGCCACAGCGAGGAUACAAGCAGUGGGUCGCGCAGGCCGGUACACUCAUUGCUGAUUUGCUCACAUGUGCUGGAGCGGACCACAUUAUUACAAUGGACCUGCACGAUCCGCAAUAUCAGGGCUUCUUCGACAUUCCGGUGGACAACCUUUACGGAAGGCAUCUGCUGAAGAGAUACAUUGCCCAAGACAUCAUGCCUCACUCCGGUGGUGUUGAUCGAUGUGUGAUUGUCAGUCCAGAUGCUGGAGGUGCAAAGCGUGCGACCAGUAUUGCAGAUUCGCUAGGCAUGGAGUUUGCUCUGAUUCACAAGGAACGCCGCGUACACAACACACAACGACCACACGAGGUGCUCAUGGAGAAUGGCUCUCGCAACAACUCCAGCACAUUGCUACUAGUCGGUCAUGUCAAGGAAAAGAUUUGCAUUCUGAUCGAUGACUUGGCUGAUACAUCAAACACAAUUACUCGAGCAGCCAAACUUCUCAAACGGGAAGGUGCUACGAAGGUGUACGCGCUCGUCACCCAUGGCGUGCUCAGCGGAGAUGCAGUGGAGAGAAUCUUCCAUUCGGGGCUUGACAAGGUCCUGGUGACCGACAGCGUGCCCCAAGAUGAGCACAUUCGCAAGAUGGAAGAAUUGGCCGUGCAAUACAACAAACCCAGCGGCAAGCUCGAGGUGUUGUCAGCAAUUCGGCGGGUGCACAACGGUGAGAGCAUCAGCUCCCUGUUCCAGUACGAUUAA